CAAAACCAUCAGAACUAGAGAUCUAGGCAGCUUUUACUGUCAACUCAGUUCGGUUACUUAUCGUUCUUCGUGGUUGCUGAAUCGUAGAUUAUAUUCUAACAUUGUCAGUCUCUGCGACUGCGCUCAACUGAACAUUAUAAGUUACAAUAAAAUUUAGUUUUUAACAUAUUUAAGCUAUUAUCCGUGAACAAAAGUGUUGUUACAGGUAAAUAACUUAUUAUUAAGCAGAAAAGCUUGGGUUUUACAUUCGAGAAAUAGAUAUUGUGAUCGAUAAAAAUUACUUAUUUACAAUAAAUAUGAGAAAUUCAACACUACUAAAAUGGGCGCAGAAUUCAGCAAAUAAUAAAAAUCAACCAACUAAAAAUGGAGGAACAAAUAAAGACUGGAUUCAUCCACCAGAUGCCCUUCAAAAAGGUCAUAUUGCUUACCUAGUCAAGUAUUUAGGAAAUACUGAAGUAGAUCAACCCAAAGGCAUCGAAGUCGUCAAGGAUGCAAUAUGUAAGCUCAAGUUUUCUCAGCAACUGCGUAAAAGUGAGGGCACAAAGAUACCCAAGGUUGAACUCACAAUCAGUAUUGAUGGUGUAGCAAUUCAAGAGCCUAAAACGAAGACUACACCGAAGCGAAUUAUGCAUCAAUAUCCAUUGCAUAGAAUUUCUUACUGUGCUGAUGAUAAAGGAGAAAAAAAAUUCUUUAGUUUUAUUGCAAAAGAAGAAGAUGCAGAUCGACACACAUGCUUUGUAUUCGUUAGCGAUAAACGAGCUGAAGAAAUAACAUUGACUAUUGGCCAAGCUUUUAGUUUGGCUUACAGAAGAUUUCUUGAAACUUCAGGGAAAGAUUUAGAAACACAAAGAAGAUGUAUGUUACUUCAACAAAAAAUACGCCGGUUAGAGCAUGAAAAUAAUACAUACCGGCAACGAUUACAGGAUAUUUGUGCUAUAAAAGGAUCGGUAGAUGUACAAUCUUAUUUGGUACAUCACAAUCUUCCUGAUAUUCUUCAUGUGCCAACAAACACUGAUUCAAAUUCGAAAGAAAACUCUCGACUUAAUGGUAAUAGUCAACUAUCAAUUAAGAAUGAUUCCAAUGGAAACUCAUCUAGUGAUACAACGCAACCACCUCCAGUUCCUCCUAGGAAUUUUGAUAAAACCUUUGAUGAUGAUUUUAUUACUAACGAAUCAACUACAGCUCCAAUAGUUGGUACGAAGCUUGAAGGUUUGCUCAUGGAAGAGUUUGAAGAAGAUUUCAAUCCUCGAGCUUAUGAAACUGCUGCUAAUGGUUUUGACAGUCAUUCUAAUUCUAUUUCUAAUGGACAACUUAGUAGUCCUCUUAAUUCCAUUAAUGGAAAUAGUCCAACUCCACCACUUCUUGCACCACCGCCCAAGGCGAAAGAUUCUAGACGACAGAAUGGAGUGAAAGAAGAUUUAUUUGGAAGUGUCCCCUUUAAUCCUCCAGCACCAGCAAGCUCUAAUGAUUUUAAUGAUGAUCCAUUUGAAAUGGGAGAGUUUGCGACACUUUCAGUGUCUAGUCCGAGUCAACAAGAACUUGAAAAUGCCAUUGGAUUGUUGGAUAAAAAGAUACUAGAAAUGAAGGAUGGAUUUAGUCGAGGACUUUCAAUGGGAACUGAUGAUUUUUCAUUAGAAAGUUUAGAUCCACUUCGGAAUUGAUGGAGAUUCAAUAAAAUGCAGAAGAUUUAUAAUUAUAAUGUAAUUGUCAACAUUGAAAAAAAAAUUGUUUGAUAAGUAAUUGAGAAUAUUUUUAUAAACAUUCAGGAUAAACUGAAUAGUUGAGAUAUUUAAUAUUUCAAUCAUUCUUUUAAACCAAAAUUAGUAUGUACCAUAUAUUUAAAUUUAAGCUCAUACUCGGCAUUUUUUGAUUUUAGAAAUUUUGCAUAUUGUGCCUUUUAAAUACUAUUUUAUUAAUUUAAAAAUCAAUAUGAUAAGCCUACCAUUUGAAAAUUUUCA
Molecule: messenger RNA, 1958 nt
Organism: Chelonus insularis
Lineage: Eukaryota; Metazoa; Arthropoda; Insecta; Hymenoptera; Braconidae
Product: PTB domain-containing engulfment adapter protein 1-like
Exons: 8
Coding region: 297-1661 (454 amino acids)
Source: RefSeq, a predicted model, not a curated record